ACUCCCUUAAAGGGACCGCGGCCCCUCUCCCGGGCUGCCCGCCCUUCUCGCUCCGCCCGCCCCGGCGCCCUGAGCGCUGCAGGGGCUGUGCCGGGGACGGGUUAAGGUUGUGCGGCGUCUGUGUAUUAUCUGCCUAGGUACACGCGCGUUUAGGUUAUAGAGCUUCAAGAAUGUAUGUCUCAAUGCAGAAAUAAAUAUAAUAUAUAUAAACGUGUGUGCAUAUAUAAUUUAUAUAUACUUUAUACGUAUGCCCUAAUUCUUAAUCUGGGAAAACAUCCCGAUUCAUUAGCAACGCACGCAGCACACCCGUGACAAGCCUCAUAACCGCGCAGGUUGCACCAGGAAUCUCUCCCUCGCUGCGAUGCAUGCCCUGCCGGGGAUGCGGGCGGUGCAGCUGCGGGCUCCUCGCUCAGGCAGACGCUGGAGCCCACGUAAAGGUGAAGAACAGUUUGAGGCAAGGCAGAAAUUCAGCCAAACACGUGGACAUUCCCCUCCUCCCCCCCACCCCCACCUCACUACCUUUGCCCCCACUGUCGCGCUGCGGUCACUUUGUAGCAGCCAGCCCAGCACAAUGUUCAGCAUCAGGGUGCUCCUACACAAACUCCUGAUUCUUUUGUACGUUACUCUGUGUGUCGUUGUUGGUAAAACGAUGAUGAUACUGUUCCCUGACACCACGAAAAGAUACAUCCUAAAGCUCGGCGAAAAGAGCAGAAUGAACGAGAACCCAAAGUUCAGCUACGAAAACUGGGGCCCGACUUUUUUCAGCUUCCAGUAUUUGCUCUUUGUGCUGAAAGUGAAGUGGAGGAGGCUGGAAGACGAAGCCUACGAGGGACGCCCUGCUCCCAACACACCGGUGGUGGCUCUAAAUGGGGAGGUUCAGCACCUCUUCAGUUUCAUGCGAGAUAACCGACCUUUAAUCCUCAAUUUUGGAAGCUGCACCUGACCUUCAUUUAUGUUAAAAUUUGAUGAGUUCAACAAACUUAUCAAAGAUUUCAGCUCUAUAGCAGAUUUCCUUAUCAUCUACAUUGAGGAAGCUCACGCAGUAGAUGGAUGGGCCUUUAAAAACAAUGUUGUUAUUAAAAAACACAGAAGCCUUGAAGAUCGAAAAACUGCAGCACAAUUUCUUCAGCAAAAGAAUCCCUUAUGUCCAGUGGUUUUAGACACAAUGGAAAACCUGAGCAGCUCAAAAUACGCAGCGCUGCCAGAAAGACUGUAUAUACUUCAAGCAGAGAAUGUUCUCUACAAGGGAGGAGUGGGGCCUUGGAAUUAUCACCCCCAGGAAAUACGCACCAUCCUGGAAAAACUGAAAUAGAAAAAGAAAAGAGGAGGACAUCAGAGUAAAGACUAUCUGGAUACAAAAGCUCAGUGGAUAAGUUUUCAUAGACCUACGACUUAAAAAAAAAAAAAACCCAAAAUUUCAAAAUGCCAGAAAAUACCAGAAGCAACUAGAAAGAGAAUAACGUACGUGGAUUUAAAGAGCGUCCGUAAUGUAGUUCGUCACUGACAUGUAUGGACAUUUUCAGGUCUAUCACAACCACCUCAGCUAUUGCACUGUAGCAUCUAUCUUACUGUGCUUAUAUACCACAUGCAGUAAUGAAUACUAGUUGAGCCUGCUGAGCUGUUACGACUGGACACCAAGAUCUAAACUCUUAAAGAAUAUUGUGCAGGAUAAACCUCAGGGAUGGUGACAUCUGUAAGAGCCAAUUUAAUGGGAAACGACUGAUUUCUCAUUAUUAAGUUUCUCUCCCUCUUGUAUACGUACCAUUUUCCUAAAUGUUCAAUUUCACACACUUCAAAAGGCUUCUGAAUAAGACAAUCUCUCCUGACAUUUGUUUCUAAAAUAUUUGUUAUGACAGUCACAGCACAAAGCACAGGCAGCUGUGACCUGAUUUUAGAAAA
Numida meleagris (helmeted guineafowl) is the source of this 1899-nucleotide messenger RNA. It is a transcript of the gene DIO1, whose product is annotated as iodothyronine deiodinase 1. Gene Ontology annotation, molecular function: thyroxine 5'-deiodinase activity. Lineage: Eukaryota; Metazoa; Chordata; Aves; Galliformes; Numididae. The record is from RefSeq and is a predicted model, not a curated record. The transcript has 4 exons.